Styela clava is the source of this 3321-nucleotide messenger RNA. RefSeq names its product flavin reductase (NADPH)-like. NCBI's taxonomy places the organism in Eukaryota, Metazoa, Chordata, Ascidiacea, Stolidobranchia, Styelidae. Gene Ontology annotation, molecular function: riboflavin reductase (NADPH) activity; biliverdin reductase [NAD(P)H] activity. The record is from RefSeq and is a predicted model, not a curated record.
CUAGUUGAGUCGAAUGAAAACUGUGUGUAUAUAGAAUUCUUCAAAAAGCCCAAAGUUAAAGCUAAUGAGAUGAAUAUGUUGACAAUAUGUUAAAAUAAUUUUCUCUCAGCUCUUAUCUUAACCCAAACCAUGUUUUUUUUCCUUUUUUACAUGACAUGGCGAUAAGUUUUUUUUCCUCGUUAUUGCAAAAUUAUCUUAUUGAGUUCAGGAUGCAUUUUUUCGUCUGAGGUGUAUGCAUUGUUUUGCCCUUUCUUGCAGUUACAAAGAUCCUAAAAUUUGAAUCACAGGCUUUUUAAAAUAUGUAUAAAACCCUAUAAUGUUUAAAUAUGGAAAAAAGCAUGUGAAAGCAUUCAUUUUCUUAUAUUUCCAUAUAUGUCUUAAUUUUUUAUGCCACUUUCAUACACAGUUUCUCACCACAAUUUUGAACUUGAAUAUAUUUUGUAAACACACUUCAGCAAACUGUCAAUAUUGCAAAUUGCAAUUGAAAAACCAGCCAAUUAAUUCAAGUUUAUGUCCCUCAUUUCACACAUUGAUUUACUCGUUUUAUCUUCCAGGUUUUAGCCAUAAAAUUUACUGAACAUGUUCAAUUUCCACUAUUUUCCUCUGUAUAUUUUUAAAGGUGUUUGUUGUGUUGUACUUGUAAAUAUGAUUCAUGCACCAUCACAGUAAUAAAUGUGCUUGAAAUCAUCCUAUUAGGGAAGAAGACAUGAGAAGUGUCAUGAAACCCAGAGACAGUAUAAUAAAUUUAUAAGUGAGAAACAGGAAGUUUACAAGAAUAUUAAACCACAGUAAGUAGAAGAGUAAGACAGUGGGCAGUCAGCUUUCAGUAAAUAUUAAUCACAGACGGUUUCUAAAAUGUGAAUAUGUGCCUUUCUGAAAGACAGUCGCCAAAUUCAGAAAGUUGGAUGUUCUAGAAUUCUGUCCCAUGAUGUAUUUUGUGUCUAUAAAUUUUAUUAGAUCAAUUAUAUAAAUGGCUCAUAAAUAUAAUAGUAAUUGAGUUUCCAUGAAACAAACUACUUAUCCCCAUUCUAUGAUUUGUUGCUGGUGGAUUAGUAUGCAUAAAAUAACUUUCGACUUUCAUUUUUCGUUUGUGUGCCGAAGUCAAGACUUUUGGCCAGAUGUAAAUACAUUUGUGCUAGAGUGCAGAAAGUCGGAAAGACUCAGAGAACCCAUGUAUGCCAAACUAUAUUAAGUGGGAAUUAAAAGAAGCUUUGAUUUCACUGUGAAAACUUGAUAUGAAUCUUUGAAAAAUAUAUCCUUUUCAAAAAUUUUAAAUGUAAAUAAAACCGAAUAUGCUACAAAUCCCUAGUCGUUUCAGACCUAUCUCUGUUUUACUUACAGCGUGACAGUCAACAAAGAUUUUAUUGUGCGACAAAUUAAUGAUCAACUUGCAACAAAGCAUUUAUCUUCAACUGGAAUAGCACAAAUACUGUAUCACACAGUUUAAUAAUGAAGAAACUUUUAAGAAGUCAGAAAUGUCAAGAUAUCAAUGUGAUAUGGAUAAAGUCUGAACAGAGCAAAUGAAGUGAUUAUUUCAAUUCAGAUAUAGAAAAUUACAGUAAUUGCAUCAAUUUUCAUGCCACAUCAAACAUUUGUAUCAUUGAAGAUGGACAAGGAAUCCCUGCUAUAAAGUCACAGGGUCAAAAUUCAAUAUGAUUGCCGAUCAAGCCAAGAAUGCAGACGAAGGGUAACUCUAAACCAAAAAAUAUUUAUAAUACAAACGCGUGCCCAGCCAGGUGUAACCGUUACGCAUAAUGGUAUAGUACUAUUUUUAUGGAAGGCAACUCAGCUGCUUUUGAGAUACCACAACAAAACAUUAUUGGAAGCUCACAAAUGUGAUAAGAAAUUGUACAUGAGUAUAGAUUUAAACAAAUACAAUGUCUGAUCAACACAGUGUUAUAAUAUUUGGUGGUACAGGGCAUUCAGGAAAAUAUAUACUGAAGCGAGCUGUGGCUGAAGGACACCAAGUAACCGCUUUUGUCAGAACACCCUCAAAAGUGCCAGAGAAGAUUAAAAAGAAUAUUCAGAUUGUACAAGGAGAUGUUUUGAACUCUGAACAAGUGGGAAACGCAAUUAAAGAUCAUGAUGUAGUUUUGUCAGCACUGGGAAAAGGACUAAGUCUCGGUCCAACAACGUUAAUGUCAGAAGGAGCCAAAAACAUAGUGUCUGGUAUGAAAAAACAUGAAGUGAAAAAUCUCGUCAUGAUUUGUGGAGCGGGGAGUCUACCAAAUCAAACAUCACCCUGGCUAUUUAGACAUAUUGGCGAAGACCAUAAGAGAGUGGUUGAAAUUCUUAAACAAGAAAAUGAAUCGUUAAGAUGGGUAACUCUCCACCCUCCUUUAAUCAGGGGCUCAGGAAUCAUUAGUCCAAAUUACCAGAUCGAGAAAGAUAACACAGGAAAACUUUAUGUUAAUGCUGGUGAGAUUGCAGACUUCAUGAUGAAAUAUAUCAGUGAUGAGGAAACUGUCAAAAAAUAUCAGAACUGCUUACUAGGAAUAUCAGCAGGCCCUUCUUCUGUCUGCUCAAUCAUAUAGCUUAAAUUAUUGAACUAUGCCAGUGUUUCAGUGUUCAAGAUGCAAGUUUAGCAUUAUUUUGCUACAGAAGUCAUAACAUAUUGCAUUUUAUAGUUAUAUUUAUUUAUUUGACUACAUCAGAUUUAAAAAAAAAUAUUACCUCAUUGCUUAUCUAUCUAUUUUCUGCAACAUAUGAAUAUUAGAGUGUGAGCUUACAGUGAAAAUCACUUUCAAUUUACAUUAUUUAAUACAGUAUAAGUGAUUUUAUAAGAUUUUUUAUGAGUCAUACUUUUUUCAACAAAUUUUACACUAUACAAAGUACUCUAAAUCCUGUCUUUGCAUCUAAAAUUAUAUUAUGUUAUAAUCUCUAUCUUCCACUUUUUCUACUUGCCACUCAUGUCACAGUUUUUUAGUUUACUAUUAACAGUACUAGACUGAAAGAACAGUUUUCUAUACUACUUUAUUUCAAUAUUUGUUGAUUAUUUCAGUACAAAUGGCAAAAAUCUUUCUGCACAAAAUGGAUUACCACGGUAAUUCUGAUAAUAAACAUUAGAUGAGUAGUAAACAGAAUGUGUAAUAAAUUUUCAUUAUUUUCAUCCAUACUCCACUACUUAUUUCAAGACAAUACGUCAUGAACAAAAUUCUAGUACAGUGAUACCUCUGUAUUCGAACAUAAUUGGAUUACCGUCAACAAUAGACAAAAUAUUAAUAUAUAUAUAAUCAUAUAUUAUAUAUAUAUACUGUACUAUUGAUUAUAUUUGAUUACUGAUAGAUCCAAGAAUUUCAUCCAUGUCAUCCCCAUAUUUCC